Messenger RNA from Heterostelium album PN500, 732 nucleotides. RefSeq lists its product as uncharacterized. Bases 1 to 732 code for a protein of 243 amino acids. The record is from RefSeq and is a predicted model, not a curated record. The transcript has 3 exons. Lineage: Eukaryota; Evosea; Eumycetozoa; Acytosteliales; Acytosteliaceae.
AUGAGAGAAGAAAGAGAGGGAAUAGAAUUAGAAUCAUUAUCAACGGAAAUCGAAAGAGAUAGAUCUAUAGAUCGUAUUACAGAGACAACAGCUGAUAAAGCUGAUUCAGAAAUGUCAACUACAACAACCACUACAACGACGACAACGACGACAAACACAACACAAUCAUCACCAUCGAGGAUUAAUACCACUACCACCAACACGAAUAACAACAACUACAGCAAUACAACUACAAAAUUAUCAACUUCAAAUUCAAAUUUAAAUUUAAAUUCAACAAUAACUACACCACCAUCAUAUUAUACUUCAAAUUCAAAUGGUGGUGUAGUUCGUGCACCUUCGAUGGAGAAGGAAGAAUGGGAACUUACCUAUGAGGAAAAGAAAGAGAUUUUUAGAAUUCUAUUGGAGGAACACAGAAAAUACGAACAUAUCACUGAUGAAUACUUGGAUUCAGUGGCAGCGGAACAACAGAAGAAAUAUGAACAAGACUAUGCUAGCAAGCAUACCAACAAUAGCAAUAGCAGCAACGACUUUCCAACAACCAUAUCAAACCUACGCGCAAAACUCAAUCCAAUCAAUCUAUUUCAGAAUGCAGGUCUCUCAAUACUCAAUAGGACAAACAUCGAUAUGAAAACAAUAACAGAGGAAAGAAUAGAACAGAAUAGAAUAUUCAAAAUACAAUUUAUACCUUCACUCAAUCAUAUCCUUCAUGAUCCAUCUAGUAACAUCUGUUAA